AUGCCGUCGAUCAGGGUUUCUGGCAUUGAUCCUCCUGCUGACGGCACGAGCCAUUCAGUGCUCGGUAGCCGCCCCGCGUCGUGGGUGGGCAAAAAGCAGGCUCCGCAACCGCUUGCCUCACGAGAGCAUCUUGGCAAUAAAAGACGUCAAGGUGCCCGGGUGGGUGUGGGAGCACAGAGGGAUCCGGUGAGGGAAGUGGCUGUGGCGAACAGCAACUUCAUGCAACUCCUCGGGUUGAUAGUAGGCAAGUAG
Messenger RNA from Pyricularia oryzae 70-15, 252 nucleotides. RefSeq lists its product as uncharacterized. Lineage: Eukaryota; Fungi; Ascomycota; Sordariomycetes; Magnaporthales; Pyriculariaceae. The transcript has 2 exons. The record is from RefSeq and is a predicted model, not a curated record. The coding region runs from base 1 to 252 and encodes 83 amino acids.